Molecule: messenger RNA, 1318 nt
Organism: Culicoides brevitarsis
Lineage: Eukaryota; Metazoa; Arthropoda; Insecta; Diptera; Ceratopogonidae
Gene: Tbp
Exons: 3
Coding region: 311-1258 (315 amino acids)
Biological process (GO): DNA-templated transcription initiation
Molecular function (GO): DNA binding; RNA polymerase II general transcription initiation factor activity
Source: RefSeq, a predicted model, not a curated record
CCUGAAAUUCAAAGUUUUUAAAAAUUGUGUUUUCUUUUUUAAAUACAUAUUUUGCCUUAGAAUUUUGAGAAUAAAUAUACACUAUUCGAGAAAUUGGUCUCUCGAGGUAGGCAAGAAACACAUUUGUAUUAUAAAAAUAAAGAAUGCACAAUUUUUGAUCGUAUAAAAUAGUUGACCUAAAAGGAAGCUCGAAGUAGCCAUACGUUGAAUGGAAAAAUACCUACCUAAUUUUAAAAGGUUUUCGUAAGCACCAUAUCUUUGAAGCUGUUUCAAUACAUUAUUACGACAAAGGCGAAUAAAAUAAACAAAUAUGGAUAAUCAAAUGCUGCCUAGUCCCACUGGCGAUGCCAUGUUUACACCAAUCCAUCAUCCAGAAAUUGAUCAACAAAUUCUUGAACAUGCCUUUCCAACACAGAUGUCUCAGACAAAUAAUCAGCCACAGGGAAUGCCACACUUGACGCCUUAUGGAAGUUUGGCAACGGGUACAGGAAUGCAGCAAACUCCUUUGAAACCGCAUACGUAUGCCCCAUCAUACGCUCCGAGUACACCGCAGCAAAUGAUGUCGCAAGCACCGCAAAGUUUAAUGUCACCAAUGGUUCCGAUGCAAGACACCACAGCGAGCUCCAAAACCCCUAUAUCGGAUAAUCUUCCCUCGGUUCCAUCGUACAUCCCACAGACGCCUUUGAGUGUAAUGCAGCCCCAAACACCUGCAGAUUCGGGAAUUUUGCCGCAACUACAAAACAUCGUAUCGACCGUCAACCUAAAUUGCAAGUUGGAUUUAAAGAAAAUUGCGCUGCAUGCGAGAAAUGCCGAGUACAAUCCCAAGCGUUUUGCUGCGGUAAUUAUGCGCAUUCGAGAGCCUCGUACUACAGCUUUAAUAUUUUCGUCAGGUAAAAUGGUUUGCACUGGCGCAAAAAGUGAGGAGAAUUCGAGAUUGGCAGCACGAAAAUACGCGCGAAUCAUCCAAAAACUAGGAUUCACGGCCAAAUUUGUUGAUUUCAAAAUCCAAAAUAUGGUGGGUAGCUGUGACGUCCAGUUUCCAAUUCGUUUAGAAGGCCUUGUUUUUCAACACGCAAAGUUCAGUUCGUAUGAGCCUGAACUAUUUCCUGGUUUGAUAUAUCGUAUGGUCAAGCCUCGGAUUGUCCUAUUGAUUUUCGUAUCGGGAAAGGUUGUUUUGACAGGCGCCAAAGUUCGACAAGAAAUUUAUGACGCAUUCGAUAAUAUUUAUCCGAUUUUAAAAAGUUUCAAGAAACAGUAGUGAGAACUUUUUUUUAGAGAAAAAGCGAAAAGUAAUAAAUAAAUUAAGUUAUUUUAUAGA